AUGGCUCCCAGCGACCGGCCGUUACUAGCUCGAGAAGACUCUCGUGACUCAGAGCGAGAAGCGACCGAGGAAGAUGCUCUGCUCACAGGACAAGCCGCACCGAGCAGCCGUAAACAGCAAUCGAAAUGGCAGAAAUACCGCGAAGCUGGACUGAGCGUAUACGCCGUCCUGGCGACCAUCACAAUCAUAUCGCUCGCGAUAGUCGUGAACCGCGAAGCGAGACGAGCAGACUCCAGACCUUCAAACCCUUCGCAACCGGACGAUGGAUGGGAUAGAGAUGGAAAACCCACUGGCAAGAGGAAUCUGAUAUUCAUGGUGUCUGAUGGGAUGGGUCCUACGUCUUUGUCGAUGACGAGGAGCUUUCGGCAAUAUAUUGAUGUGUUACCUCAGGACGAUAUACUGGUGCUAGAUGAGCAUCUCGUGGGCUCGUCGAGGACGCUGAGCUCUAACUCGCUGAUUACGGAUUCGGCUGCUGGUGCGACGGCAUUCAGCUGUGGGAAGAAGUCAUAUAAUGGUGCGAUAUCUGUGUUACCUGAUGGAAGCCCAUGUGGAACUGUGCUCGAAGCUGCGAAGAAAGCUGGGUACAUGACUGGAUUGGUGGUUACUACUAGAAUCACUGAUGCGACGCCGGCGUGCUUUGCUGCUCAUGUCGACAAUCGAGGCUACGAGGACAUAAUCGCAGAGCAGCUGGUUGGCAACUACCCUCUGGGACAAGUGGUUGACGUGAUAAUUGGUGGUGGCCGUUGUCAUUUCCUACCGAAUACCACGGAAGGCUCCUGUCGUGCAGAUGACAAGGAUAUCGUCAAGAUGGCGAGCAAAGAUUACGGAUACAACUACAUCGACAAUCGCCGGGAUUUUGAUAGCCUUCGCUCGGAAGGCGGCGUCCAACUCCCUCUACUAGCUCUCCUCGCCGACUUUGACAUCCCCUACGAGAUCGACCGAGCCCACGUCAACGACAUCUACCCCUCAGAAUCCGAGAUGGCAAAGGUAGCCCUCGACGCCCUCUCAGUCGCAACCCAAGACUCCGACAAAGGCUUCUUCCUCAUGAUCGAAGGAAGCAGAAUCGACCACGCCGGCCACGGCAACGAUCCCGCAGCUCAAGUCCACGAAGUCCUAGCCCACGACAAGACCUUCGCGACCGUCCUCGAAUUCCUCGACAACUCCGACGUACCAGGCGUUGUAGUCGGCACCUCAGACCACGAAACCGGCGGCCUAGCAGCCGGCCGUCAAAUCGGCCAAGCAUACCCCGAAUACAAAUGGUACCCAGCCAUUCUCGCAAACGCAACCCAUUCCGCAUCCUACCUCAGCCAUAAAUGGGUCGCCUAUCUCCUCUCCACAGAAGGCGAGAAAGCCUCCAGAAAACAAAAAGCAAAAUUCAUACGACAUGAGAUGUUCGAGAAGGAUUUCGGAUUAUACGAUGUAACAGACGAAGAAACCGACAGUAUCAUCGACGCGACUAUUUUCUGGCCGCCGGUCUGGAUCAUCGCUGACAUCAUCAGUCAACGUGCGCAAAUUGGCUGGAGUACGCAUGGACAUACGGCUGUUGAUGUGAAUAUCUAUGCUUCGGAUCCUCGGCAUGUGAAGCCGCUUAUUGGGAAUCAUGAGAAUACGGAGAUUGGACGGUUUCUUGCUGAGUUUUUGGAGGUGGAUGUUGAGGCUGUUACGAAGGAGUUGGUUAAGAAGGGUGUGAGGACGCACGGGGUUGAGGGUGGUUCAGAUUAUGUGUUGCAGAGACCACAAUUUCUAGACGAUAAUGUCUCGAAGAGCAAGCUAUGGAUUGAUGCUCUGAGGGGACACCAUGACCCAUAUAGUUCGGACCUGCAUUCUGGGGCAUAUCUUUGGAGAAAUGAAUAG
Molecule: messenger RNA, 1854 nt
Organism: Lithohypha guttulata
Lineage: Eukaryota; Fungi; Ascomycota; Eurotiomycetes; Chaetothyriales; Trichomeriaceae
Gene: PHO8
Product: vacuolar alkaline phosphatase
Exons: 1
Coding region: 1-1854 (617 amino acids)
Biological process (GO): dephosphorylation
Cellular component (GO): fungal-type vacuole membrane
Molecular function (GO): alkaline phosphatase activity
Source: RefSeq, a predicted model, not a curated record